AUGCUCUACCUGGUUGCUCUCCUCUUGCACUAUCUCCCCUUGGCCAUGGGACAGUAUGACAUUUGCAAGUCCUGGGUGACCACGGAUGAUGGCCCGUCGUGGGAGUUCUAUGCUUGUCAACCCAAGGCCAUGCGGAUGAAGGAUUAUGUGACAGUACGGGUGGAUCCGGCAGGAAUCACUUGUGGGGACCCGCCAGAGAGGUUCUGCACCCACGAGAACCCAUACCUGUGCAGUGAUGAGUGCGACGCCUCCAACCCGGACCUGGCCCACCCGCCAAAACUCAUGUUUGACAGUGAGAAUGAAGGGCUGGCCACGUACUGGCAGAGCGUGACGUGGCGCCGGUACCCCGAGCCACUGCUGGCCAACAUCACGCUGUCCUGGAACAAAAGCAUCGAGCUGACGGAUGACAUCGUGAUAACCUUCGAGUACGGCCGACCCACCAUCAUGAUGCUGGAGAAGUCACUGGACAACGGGAGGACUUGGCAUCCGUACCAAUAUUAUGCAGAUGACUGCAUGGAGGCCUUCAGCAUGCCAGCACGGAGGGUCCGGGACCUCUCCACCACCAGUGCCAACAGGGUCCUCUGCACGGAGGAGUAUUCCCGCUGGGCGGGCUCCAAAAAAGAGAAGACAGUCCGGUUCGAGGUGAGGGACCGCUUUGCCAUCUUUGCUGGCCCUGACCUCAAGAACAUGGACAACUUGUACACGCGGCUGGAGAGCGCCAAAGGGCUCAAGGACUUCUUUACCGUGACCGACCUGCGGAUGAGACUGCUGAGACCGGCCCUGGGGGGCACCUACGUGCAGAGGGAGAACUUGUACAAGUACUUCUAUGCCGUCUCCAACGUUGAAGUCAUUGGCAGGUGUAAAUGCAACCUCCAUGCUAACCUGUGCACCUUCAAAGAGGGCAGCCUGCAGUGCGAGUGCGAGCACAACACCACGGGGCAGGACUGCGGCAAGUGCAAGAAGAACUUUCGCUCCAGGUCUUGGCGAGCAGGAUCCUACCUGCCUCUCCCCAACGGGUCCCCCAACGCAUGUGCAGCUGCAGGCUCAGCCUUUGGCAACGUUAGCAUCCCUUCCAGUGCAGAAGCAUCCUCAAAGAGCUCAAAACUCAUCCGGCUCAAACCAGACUCUGGCCCGGUGGCUCCUAUUGAAACAUAUAAAGACUGUGAGUGCUACGGCCACUCCAACCGCUGCAGCUACAUCGACUUCCUCAACGUGGUGACCUGCGUCAGCUGCAAGCACAACACGAGGGGCCAGCACUGCCAGCACUGCCGCCUGGGCUUCUACCGCAACAGCUCGGCGGAGCUGGAUGACGAGAAUGUAUGCAUAGAAUGUAACUGCAACCAGAUCGGCUCCAUGCACGACCGCUGCAACGAGACCGGCUACUGUGAAUGCAAAGAAGGCGCCACGGGGCCCAAGUGUGACGACUGCCUGCCCAACUACUACUGGAGACAGGGCUGCUUCCCCAACGUCUGCGAUGACGAGCUCCUGCUCUGCCAGAACGGCGGCACCUGCUACCAGAACCAGCGCUGUGUCUGCCCCGUGGGCUUCAAGGGGGUCCUGUGCCAGCAAUCCAGGUGCGAAGCCGACAAAAAGGACUGCGACGAUAAAAAGUGA
Molecule: messenger RNA, 1614 nt
Organism: Opisthocomus hoazin
Lineage: Eukaryota; Metazoa; Chordata; Aves; Opisthocomiformes; Opisthocomidae
Source: RefSeq, a predicted model, not a curated record